Colletotrichum lupini is the source of this 1881-nucleotide messenger RNA. RefSeq lists its product as uncharacterized. Bases 1 to 1881 code for a protein of 626 amino acids. The transcript is spliced from 3 exons. Lineage: Eukaryota; Fungi; Ascomycota; Sordariomycetes; Glomerellales; Glomerellaceae. The record is from RefSeq and is a predicted model, not a curated record.
AUGAAGGCAUUCACACUCUUCGCCCUCGUCGGCGCCGCCGCCGCCGACCUCACCUCCACCGGCGCAUCCCUACUCCUCAACGACAUCUACUACUUCGUCUCUCCCUUCUCCCAGGGAAACCCCUCAAACUCCUCCUCCUUCAACAUCAAAUCCCUCCCCCGCGCCUUUGGCUUCACCCCCGUCACAGUCGUCGCCGAACCCCUCCCCAAAUCCUCCCUCCCCUCCCUCUUCGCGAACUGGACCUCCCAAGACGACGUCUGGCAACCCGCCUUCCUCGGCGCAAUCUUUCUCGCCGGCCUCGACACGCCGUGCCUCACAAAAGAAAGCUAUGACGGCACAAAUAAGACCCAGUCCAUCGUCGCGCCCUUGGUCAGCACCGCCGGCAGUAAUGUCCCCUCGGGCCCAUACUUCCUCGACACAAUCACUGGCGCCCUCCACCAAGCCUACCGUCUGUACCCAGACUACGCAGGCGCCUUCUCCGAGUCCCUCCUCCAGAAGCCCGAUACCACCUUCCAGACCCUCUCCGCCCAGGUGCCCGCCUCCGCCUCCCUUACCAUCGGCGUCCCCUCCCGCCUCUACUCUCUCUCCGCCCGGUCCCCCGAGAAGCCCCUCGCCGGCGUCCGCGUAGGCGUAAAAGACAUUUACGACCUCGCGGGCGUGAAAAAAAUCCAACGGCAACAGAGCCUGCCCUCGCAGUUUGCCAACGGCGAGACGGCGACGGCGGAUUGGGUUGAUUACCACUCCCCCUUCAACCCGCGCGGCGACGGCUACAACGACCCCUCGUCAUCGUCCUCUGGCGCCGGAGCCUCGAUAGGUUCGUACGAGUGGCUGGAUAUCGCAGUCGGCAGCGACACGGGCGGUUCGAUCCGCGGCCCGUCUGCGGUGCAGGGUCUCUUCGGAAACCGGCCUUCGCAUGGGCUCGUUGGGUUGGAUGGUGUGAUGCCGCUGUCACCUACCCUCGACACCGCCGGCUUUUUGACGCGGGAUCCGUACAUUUGGGAUGAGGCGAAUAAGGUGCUGUACGGGGCGAACUAUACAUCGCUGGUUGAGACCGAGGCGGAGGUAACGUACCCCAAGACGGUGUAUACGGUUGACUUCCCUACCGACGAUGGAGCCGCCGCGCAGAUGCUGAACAAGUUUGCGGAGGACCUGGGUGCGUUCCUGGGCGCCAAGGCGACGGCGCUGAAUUUGACGUCUGCUUGGGCUGAGACUGGUCCUGUGGGUGUGCGGAAUCAGACGCUGGAUGAUGUCCUGGGGUUGACGUAUGCCACGCUCAUCACCAAGGAGCAGACGCCGCUUGUGCGUGAUCCGUUUUAUGCUGAUUAUGCCGCCGCUCACAACGGCCGCCUCCCGUUUGUGAACCCAGUCCCCCUCGCACGAUGGGGCUGGGGUGAUAGGCAACCCGCCAGCGCCCUUGACGACGCAAGAGCCAACAAGACGCUCUUCAUGAACUGGUUCAACACCGAGAUCCUGCCUCCCUCUACCCCCGCCCUCAACACUUCCGCAUCAACAUCGACAUGCUCCUCGUCCCUCCUCAUCUACGUAGGUUCAUCCGGCCGCGCCUCCCUACGAAACCGCUAUCCGACGACCACGACGCCCACCCCGCCGCUUGGCUUUUCCAACGGUCGGCUGAGCGUCUUCAGCGGAGCGCCGGACCAUGUUUUCCCCCUGGGAGAGGUCGGUAGCGUGAGUUCUGUGACGAACGUGACGGAGAUGUUGCCUGUUACCGUGGAUGUCAUGGCGGCGAGGGGGUGUGAUGGGUUGAUUGUGCGGUUGGCGCAAGAUCUGGUGGGAACUGGGAUCUUGAAGCUGCCGUUGGCUGGGGGGACGCUUGCUGGGGGUGAGGUUUUGAUGAGGAGAGAUGUUGAGGAGUGGUUCUGA